ACUGUCAAUUGAAUAUAUGGUAGAUUGAACAUUUUGUCAACUUUGAUAACAGUUUUGCAAUUUCAAUUUAUUAUGGUUAUUUAUGAUUGCUUAAAAUUUAUCUUACCGCUUGCACUGUCAUUUAUUUCUAUUGUAGUUAAUUCGUCCGCUUGACAUUCAUAAAAACACUUGUUGCAGGUUUUUGCAUUUGUAAACAUAUAUAUCUUAAUUUUUUCAUUUCUUAGUUGAUAUUUAUAGCUAAUAGAUUUAAACAAAAUGCCCCGCAAUCAACCUGCCAAGAAUGCUUUUUAUUACUUUAUGUUGGAAUUUAGAGAUCGGCAUGGAAGAUCCUUCAAAAAUAUGAAAGAAGUUGCUGAUGCUGCAGGACCACAUUGGAAAAACUUAUCCAAAGAGCAAAGGAAACCAUAUGAGCAACAAGCUUCAAUUUCAAAACAAAAUAAGAUCUCUAAAUUAACUUCUGAUGGACAAGCUGUAGAUGAAUUGGAAAGGCAGGAAUAUUUAGAACAUCUUAAGACACAAGAAAUGAAAGAUUAUAUAAAUGAUACUAUGCGUUUAGCUAGUGAUAAUGGAAGAAUUCAAGACGAGUUUUUUUUUAUCAUCCAUAUAAAUACAUUUUGCUAUUGCGCAAACAUAAAUCGCUAUAUACCAGGUGAAAUUGCCAUUACUUGCUUCAGUUUAGAAGACGGGGUACAAACUCAAAAUGUUUUCCAUAGAAUUAUAAAGCCAGGUAUAAUGCCUCUAGGUUACGCAAGCGAAGCUAAAUUGAUAUCCGAACAAACUCACCAAUUGCCUCUGCCUUCGUCUGCAGAUGAGCUAAACAUAGAAGAAGUAUUCACAGAAAUGAAAUUAUUUUUAUCAAACAAGCUUUGUGGAUCGAAACGCUAUCCUCCUCUUUACGUAGACGAAAAAAUGAUGAAAAUGGUACAGAGUAUCUUAGAUAAUUGGUGUUAUGAUUUUGGCGAAGAUAGACCUCUUUUCAAAGUAUAUAAUUUACAAUACAUGUUUAGAAUUCUAAGGAAUACUGUAGCCAAUGAAACGAUAUAUCCUUCUGAUACUUACAGUGCAAGGGAAAUAGAAAAAGAUGUCUAUGCCUACACGGCUGGUAUUUGCUGUGAAUAUCAUUCAGUAACUGAUAAUUUCAUAUACUGUAGUCGUUCAAUAACAAUUAGAUAUGCAUAUAUAAUUUGUGAUAACUGUUGUGGUGAUCUACGUAUUAUAUUAGUUCCUGGUGCUCAUAUACCAGAUCAAGCAUUGACUCCUUUUACUGGUACAAGGUCUAGUUCUAUUUCUAGCUUAGUUUCUAGGUCUAGUAAAUCAUCAAAAUUAAAGACAUCCAUCCGUGACGAUGAUUCUGAUACUGUUAUAUCAUUUUCUAGUAAAUCGGAAUGGGAUAAUCAAUCUAUUGUAUCAGAUUCGUCUAAUUUAACAUGUGACAGUGAAUUCCCCAAUUUGGGGCUUAAAAAAAAGACAGUAGUCACGAACUCACAACCACAUUUCUCUUCUGGGGAAUCUUCAGACCAAUAUUCAGGUAGAAGUUAUGCUGGAGCGAUGAGCUCUAAGGGAAAACCAGCGAAUUUUACUUUUAGAGAGUCCGAUGACACAAGUUCAGUUGACUUGAAUCUAGAUUUUGCUAUUGGACGUGGAAGAGGUACUAAAUCGUUUUCUAAUAAUAUUGACGAUUUUCCUAAACUUGGUGGGGGAGGUAGAGGUAGGUUAUUAAGAAAAGGUAAACAUACAAAUUAAUUGGAUUUUUUUUGUUUCUAUAUUUUUGAUUAACAGAGAUAACUUCAAAAGUAUAUCAAUUAUGCUAUAAAUUAAUUACUCAUGAUUUAAUUAUAUAAUUUCUCAUACAAUUUCUCCAUUAUGAUAUUUUAAUUGUUGGUAAUAAUAAGGACGUUUAGAGGUUUUUCUAAAUUAGUACUGUGAAAUAUUAUAAAACUAAAUCUGUAUCCUAUUUUCCCCAUUCAAGAUAUAUUUAUCCAUAAGCUGUGGAUUGCACUACAGUUUCUUCAUUGUAUGAUAUGUUCUGCAAAUGUAUUAAAUAGAAUCUUUAAACAAAAUUCUGAGUUACUUCAAAAUACAGAAUGCAGUUGCCAAAUGGAAAUGAAAUAGUUUUAGUACCCACCUUUUAAUCAUGAGAAAGUGAAAGGCCAUUUUGGGUUAGAAAAAGGGUAAACAGUAAAAAUCAGGAUGGAGGAGUCUCAAAGGGGCUUUCAGAUUGCAGACUCCAAGAACUGGUAUAUAUAACGUACCUUAAACGUUAGCGCAUCUGGAGAAACGGGGUGAGACAGGAUCGAUCAAGCAUCAACCUCAACACCUCGUUCUCAUAUUUCAUAUUUCUGGACCACAAUGACAAAUCUUUACAAAAGUGCUGUUUUGAGCAUAUAAGCAUUCUCAUGUUUCUUUGAGCUUAAUAUGUAAUUUAUGACUAUUGAGUUUUUUUAGAAGGUAUCAUAAUUUUAAGAAAUAUCAACUCUUAGUAUAUAUUCUAAAAGCCUCGUUUUCAUAUUUUGAUUUUGUCAGAAUAAUUCAUUGUAUAUGUAAGUUUAAUAUUUGAAAAUAUUUGUAAUAAUCAGAUAUUAAUUAAUUUUUUUGUAUUAUUUGAUUUAUUUAUAUCUUAGAACUGUACUGACAAUAGUUAUUUUAAAAAACUCUGUUUUAUUUUCCAGUAUUUCUAUUUUAAAUAAUUAUUUGUUCAAUUGAGGUACUAUGUUUUAUUUUUUUAAAGCAGAAUUGUAGAUUUUUAUCUUAACGAUAGAAUUUUUAUACAUACGAGACGUGUUAGAAAAGAUUUUUUAUUUACCCAAGUUUCUAUUACUUUUAAACAAUGCUCAUGGUAGUCCUCUUGAGUAACUGUAAAUCGGGUAGUCUUCAAUUAGUAUACCAUUAAAUCGGACGGUUAUAGCUUUUUUGAGUUCCAAAAUGAUGUAGUUUUAUGACACGUUUCAAUUUCGAGAAAAGCAGAAAGUCAUAGGAAUGUUGUUAUUUAGCAAUCCUUCCAAUAAGAUCAAUGCACCCGUUUCAUUUAAUAGAAAACUUUGAUAAUUCUAUCUUUUGGGUUACAACUCUCCUAUGACCUUGACCAAUAAAUAUAUAAUUUCUGGAGUCAUUCAGAGCAUGUCUAUGUAUUUUUAUAUAGGAUGCUCAUGCCUCUUUGUCAAUUUUUUUUUCUUUUUUUAGUUUCAAUUUUUCAUAAUGCACGAUCCUAUGCUAUUAUAUCUUCAGCUCACUGUUCCCAUCGGUCUAGUGGGUACAAAACUACCCUAAUCUAAGAAUAAUUCUAUCUUUUAGGGUACAACGUACAAUUCUCUUAUGACCUUAAAAUACAUGUACUCCGACCGAUUGUCGGCCUUAUUUACUGAGGUUGCUCGUCAGUAUCCAUUAGCUAUCGACGACAUAUUACACCUAAACUAAUUCUAUUGUACAUAUGCAAUUAUACACAUAAAUAAACACACAAUAUGUUCUAUGCUGCACCCUACCAUAUAUCCCAAGGUCAUAGGAGAGUUGUACCCUAACAGAUUGUAUUUCCAAAACUUGUGUUAAGCAAUUUUUCCCAUAAGUCUGUUCCAAUUUUUCAAAAGUCACACAGGUUUGCCAAAACUUGGUUGUACAACAAAAUACAACUCCUCUGAUGGCACUGGAGCUGUGAGUUUUAUCUUGAAGAGUAGAAGAGAACAGGCUGGUACAUACAACGUUGCCAUAUGUAAUAGUGUUUUAUUACUUUUCUCACACAUCUCAUAUAAAUUAUAGAUUUUGAUAAUAAUCUGGAAACUUCUUGUCGAGUUGAAUUACAAGACUUUUGUUUAAAAAUGUUUUAAACAUAUUGUUUGUUUGUUUUGAAGUAAUUUUUUAAGUUUACAAUUAAUGUGAUUAUUUUUGUUUUCUUAUGUGUACUUUUCAAUACUUUUGUUGGAAAUAAAUGGUUCUUGAUUUUUUCUAUUUUUUUUGAACCAGGAUUAUUAACAAUGUUACUAGAGAUUAAUUUAUGUUAUGAAAUGAAUAAAUUUUAAAAAGAUUAAUUUCUUUUCCAUCCAAUUCAACAAUUUACAAAUAUUAGUUACAUUAUGCUCACUGGCGAAUAGAGGGUACAAAAACAACAUAGUACAAACAAUAUUUAGAUCAGUUACAAACAAGACCCAAAAGGCAUUAAUACAAUAACUCAACCGUAGGUACGAUGGUUGAAGAAAAUCUACUACCUUUAAAAUGGAAAUUGUUUUGUAUUUUGGCCACUCAUCCAGGUAGUGCAGUUGCGAUUAAAACAAUCAAUGAUAUUUUAAACGGGCUGUAAAAAAAAUUGAAAUGAAUAGAAAUGAACUUUGAAAGAAAAUGUGACAUGGUGAUUCAUUCUAAUAGCUCUUUUGUCCACUUUUAAUUGAUGACAAUGGAAUUGUCGAAAGAAACUCGAUGAAAUAGACAAUCAGCAUUAUUUUGUGAUGAGCUUGGUCUUUCAAUGUCUUGUUUCAAGUGUUCAGAUCUAUUUUUAAGCACCGAAGAGUCAGGUGAAUGCUGCACUGGACAUUAAACACAACUAGUACUUGGAUCCUGCUCGAUUUUUUGUGUUUAAACCGUUUACGUUUACUCUACAAAGAUAACAUUUUUCAAAAUGCUUUCGUGGUUAUCACCAUAUAGUCGGUAUUCCUAAUUUGAAUGCACUUCUUUUGCCACUUUUCCAUAAUCUUAAAUAUUCUACUCACGAUUCACAAAACACAGUAGGGAGCCCUAGAGUUCUCAUUUCUAUCCAUAGAUUCCCAAAAUAUGUGUUUUUCACCAACUCUGAUAUAAUUUUUUCACAAUCUUUAAACAUAUAUUCUCCAAAUAUACAGGAACAAUGAUCUGAAUUGUUUAAACAACGUCUUUUUGAAUUACUCAUGACUAUAACUUUAUAUACUAAUCUUAACACAAUAAAAAUCGCCUGGUGAUUAAUACAUACGCUUCAUUAAAUAUUUAUUAAAAAUGAUUUACUGCCAUGAAAUUAGAACUUCUCAUGAAAAAUGAAAAUUU
Messenger RNA from Diorhabda sublineata, 5001 nucleotides. It is a transcript of the gene mael, whose product is annotated as protein maelstrom homolog. The record is from RefSeq and is a predicted model, not a curated record. Gene Ontology annotation, molecular function: sequence-specific DNA binding. The coding region runs from base 256 to 1743 and encodes 495 amino acids. NCBI's taxonomy places the organism in Eukaryota, Metazoa, Arthropoda, Insecta, Coleoptera, Chrysomelidae. Gene Ontology annotation, cellular component: P granule; nucleus. Gene Ontology annotation, biological process: negative regulation of DNA-templated transcription; male meiotic nuclear division; piRNA processing. The transcript is spliced from 3 exons.